Molecule: messenger RNA, 1244 nt
Organism: Drosophila sulfurigaster albostrigata
Lineage: Eukaryota; Metazoa; Arthropoda; Insecta; Diptera; Drosophilidae
Product: GATA zinc finger domain-containing protein 10
Exons: 2
Coding region: 308-1165 (285 amino acids)
Source: RefSeq, a predicted model, not a curated record
UGGCGAAGGCGAAGGCGACGGCGAAGAAGCCCCGAAAUGGAAGAUGAGACGAAAGCAAAGUGAAACAAAAACAAUGAACAUGCAACAAAAAUUGAAGCGUUGUGCGCUCCAUUGGCGCCUCUUGUUGCUGGUUGCUGGUUGCUUGUUGCUUGUGUUGGCUCAUUGCCUGAACUUCACUUAUUAAGUUGUCGAAACGCUGUAUAAAAGCCGGCUGAAGAUCAGCAAAGUCACACAGUUCACAGCGAACAAGCAAGUAACCCAAACCUUCUCCAGUGUGCUCACUUCCUAGUCUCAACCAAGUUCAGAAAUGCGUGGAUUCAUUGUACUGUGCCUGACCGCUGUGGCGUUCGCUGCGCCCCAAGGAUAUAACUACAAUCCUGGCCCAUCGGCUUUCGGCAGUGGCCUGAGCGCGGCCAGCGGCAGCGGUGCAACCUUCUUCCAGGCUGCCCAGCAACAACAGGUGGCACCACAACAGCACUACCAGCAGGCUCAGCAGCAGGUCCAGCAGCAGCAGCAGCAGUUCUUCCAGCAGCAGGCUUCCGUUCAGGUGCACAGUGGUCACCACCACCAGCAGCAGCAGCAGCAGGUGGAGCAGCAGCAUCAGCAACCCAUUGUGUCGAAGCGUUUCUUCAUUCACUCCGCUCCCGAGGAUGUCGAUGAGGAGUACAAGGAGCGUCACAUCACCGUCGGUGUGCCCAAGCGCAACUACAAUGUGGUGUUCAUCAAGUCGCCACAGCGCUCCAACAAGAAGACCUCGAUCAAGAUCAGCCCCGCCAUCAACGAGGACAAGACCGUCAUCUAUGUGCUCAGCAAGAAGGCCGACAGCUCCGAUGUCCAGGCUGAGGUUGUUGAGCAGGCCUCGUCCACCAGCAAGCCCGAGGUCUUCUUCAUCAAGUACAAGACCAACGAGGAGGCCGCCCAUGCCCAGCAACAGAUCCAGGCCCAAUACGAUGCUCUCGGCGGAAGCAGCCAGCUCACCGAUGAGGGUGUUGCUCCCGUCACCUCCGUCAUUGGCGCCCUCGGCAAUGGAGACGCUGCAGCCACAGCUACAGCUGUGGGCAGCACUGGCAUUGGCGCUUCUUCUGCCGGUCAGGUUAUCACCCACAAUGCUGGCUCGGCUCAUGCACAGGGCACUAGCAAUGCUUACCUGCCACCCAGUUUCUAAAGCGGUUGAGAGCUGAGAACCAUAACCUCAGACAUCAUCAUUAAUAUUGUUGUUAAUAAAUUGCGAAUUGUUGUUAAAU